UGAGGGCACUCAUGUCAUGUCAAUUGUCAAUUGUCAUAUUUAUCAUUUGUAAUUAAAAUUGGUCGCUGUUUUCAUUUGGACUAAGUAAAAGUUAUAAUCAGCUUCGAAACUAAGCGAAUUAAAUUAGUAAAAACAGUAUUGCUAAAUUAUAAUUAUGAACGAAGACGAAAUAACCGUUUUAAGCGGUAAUAAUUUCAGAGAAAUCACGCAAAUACUAGAGAAUUUUUUAAAAGUUAAUGACAACGUGUUUUCGUUUCCUUUCCUAUUGUCGAAUAACAGACGUGUUUCGUUAUGGGCAACGUUAUUUCAACAUCUUCAGUCAAAAUCUUCAGAAAGUAUUCAUGUUCUGUGCUUAGCUACAAUAAGGCUUUUAAGCCGAGAUAAAACUGAACUUGAGAGUUUGAUCUGCGAAAAAUGGAUCGUAACAUUAAUAGAAAAAGCAGGUUUGUUCAACUUCGUUGAUCCAGAAGAUACAAUGGAUGCUGAUAUGCCUGUUAAGGAAGUGGUUGUUGAGGCACUAAAAUGUUUGUGCAACAUAGCUUUCAACAGUGAAGUGGCACGGGCGUUGUGUGCACACACUAGUAUAGCCCAGGGGCUAGUAGCAAGAUUACGCUCCUAUAAAGAAAUAUCCUUUAAAGAUGAAAUAAUGCUGUUUGAUAUGAAAUUGUUAUUCAUUUUGACAGCCUUAAGACAAGACAUAAAGGCUAAAAUAAAAAAUGAUUUACAUGGAAUGGAUUACUUGAUAAGCUGUUUGAAUGAGCUUGUUGUUGAAGCAACAGAGCCUCAAAUGGAGGUUGCUGGAGUUAGUGAUGUGAUUGAGGGGUCCCAUAACUGUUAUUUACAGGAGAAUCAACAAGCAAUAAUGUGUGAAAUAUUAAAGACUCAGUUCAACCUCAUGUUGCAUUCUGGUUCGGAGGAGCCAGUGAGUGAAGAAGAUGAGGGAAUGUACCUAAGACUAAUGCCAGCAUUAACUACGUUGCUAUAUGCUCAUGUACCAACACAAGAGAAAUUGAUGGAGCUACACAGUAAUAUUGCUAACUUAUUGACCAGUAUUCCACCGGUUUUCUAUCAGUAUUUGACCCCGGAGUUGAAUGAUGGGGAAACAGCACAAAACAUAUAUGAUGGCAGGAACAUGGAUGCUUUACAAGCCUUGCUUCAGCUUUUGCAAUAUAGACUCUCAAUAACCACAGGUACUAAAAAUCAGUAUGAAAAUCUGUCCCCAAUAUUGACGGUUUUGAACAAGAGCGCCCGCGGUUGUCGAGCUCAAAGGAAGUAUUUAAGGCUAGUUGUGUUGCCACCCUUGCGAGAUGUCUCUAGACCGCCUGAGAAAGGGCACACACUUCGUAAUCAGCUGUGCAGGCUUCUUACUACCCCUGUGACAUCUGUUAGGGAUCUGGUCGCCGAGUUUCUAUUCAUUCUGUGCAAAGAGAAAGUGGGUCGUAUGGUCAAGUAUACUGGAUUCGGCAACGCAGCCGGUCACUUAGCACAAAAGGGUUUGAUGGGCAGCAGCCGCGGGCCCGUGCUGUACUCUUCGAGCAGUGAGGACUCGGAUACGGAAGAGUAUUUGGAAGCACAACCUCGCAUCGACCCAGUCGUGGGAUGCACAAGACCGCCCCGGUCGAACCCGUUCGAGGGCAUGACCGACGAGCAGAAAGAAUGCGAGGCGAUGAAGCUGGUGAACCUGUUCGACAAGAUGCUGUCGGACGGCGCGGUGAAGCCGGCGCGCAUCGGGCCCGACGGCCGCCCGCAGCCCCUCGACCACGUGCUCGAGAUGCGCGAGUGCCCCCCCAACCGCCCGCAGUCCUAACUACAUUCGACGACUCCAGACAAGUCUCAGCACUGACAGCAAUAUAUUCCGUAUAUUAUCUAUGCUCAUAUUAAAACCUGAUUGUUCGCGUAGCGUAUCCGUACAAGCACGACCUGGUACACACAGGACAUUUUUCUUCUCUGUCUCUGACUGUGGUGUCUGCUGGUCUCGGCGCAGUUAGUAUGAGAAAAGCAGAGAAAAAUUAAUAUAAUUUGUCCGAUUUAUUUAUGAUUAAAUCUUGAUACGGUUGUAUCAAGUGUAGCUGUAAGUAACGAGGAGAUAUUUGCUGAUAACUCUCCAUGUAUUUUACGUGCAUUAUUUAAUGACCCAAUUUUUUUGAAAGGCUUUUAUACUAGUGUAUCCUUACAAUGGCGCCUAUGAACAUUCUAUCAGCCAUCUAGCGGUAGAUAUGUGUAUUAGAAUUACUACUGAAAAUUUAGUGUGCCUGCCACAGUACGUAGUGGAUACGCUACGCGCUGGUAAACAUGAGUCGACCUUUACACUUCGAGCAUUCUAGAAGACAUAUUCUGUUUUAUUAUAAUUAUAAACUACAAUUUUAUCGAUAUCACGUUAUAAUGUGUGACAAUUAAAAAAAGUAUGUAUCAUCUUUAUAGUAAUGAGUAUAUUAUUUGAAUGACUGGAUUAUACUUUGUGUUCUCGGAUGAUAAUAUGAAAUAAUUUUGUGUGUAAUUUGAGUACCUACAGAUUUGGUACGGAUAUGUUUAUUUAUGAUGUUAUUAGUUGAUGUUGGGGUUGUAAUGUUAUUUUUUUAUUCAACACGGACGAAAUAUUGAGUAAAAGUAACACUCAACUCAUUAUAUAUAAAUAAAUAAUGUGCAAUUGUGUUAGCAUUACGUACAAACUUUUUUAUUUAAUCUUCCAAUCGUUUUUAAAUGUUUUUUUUUUCAGUGAUAAAUAUAUAUAAUAACCGUAAAAGAGAAUGUUAAUAUCUCUUUAUUGUCUAUGACACAAAAAUACAUUUUAAUAUAGUUAAUAUUAUUUCUAUUUCACUCAAUAACUUUGUAUAAGUAGUAAAUAUUUCUUUCGUGUAUAUCAUAUAAUAUGUACUUCUAAUUAAUAAAGUGACGGGCUGUUAUUGUGUAUAUUUUAAAUCGAUUUAUAUUCAAUUCAAUUUUAAAUUCAUAACGAUUCUUUAUCAAUUAUAGCAAAAUAAAAAUUAAGAUUAAAUAAAAUUCGUCGCAUUGCAUAGUGUAGUCGCUGUUUAGUGUUUGUCUUUAUGCACUUUGAAAUAGAAUAGGCCAAAGUUAUAUUUUAUUUAUAAGAUUUUCUAGUUAUGUCUAGUCAGUAUAAUUAUUUACUUAUAUUAUUAUAUUUUCUUGCAUAGUAUAUGCAUUGUUUAUUAUAUAAAUAAAAUUGUAACUUUUAAAUAUAACUAGAUUUUGAUCUAGAACUACAUAUAUUAGUGGAAUUACGAAACUAGAUGAUAUUUUCAAAAAUGUUUUAUUCAAUUUAGAUGUAUCGUUUUAUAUCUCUUAAAUUUAAAUAUAAGAAUAGCUAA
Messenger RNA from Nymphalis io (European peacock), 3326 nucleotides. It is a transcript of the gene ric8a, whose product is annotated as synembryn-A. Gene Ontology annotation, cellular component: cytoplasm. The transcript is spliced from 8 exons. NCBI's taxonomy places the organism in Eukaryota, Metazoa, Arthropoda, Insecta, Lepidoptera, Nymphalidae. Gene Ontology annotation, biological process: G protein-coupled receptor signaling pathway. The coding region runs from base 155 to 1807 and encodes 550 amino acids. The record is from RefSeq and is a predicted model, not a curated record. Gene Ontology annotation, molecular function: guanyl-nucleotide exchange factor activity; G-protein alpha-subunit binding.